Thalassophryne amazonica is the source of this 2429-nucleotide messenger RNA. RefSeq names its product kelch repeat and BTB domain-containing protein 12-like. Gene Ontology annotation, molecular function: protein binding. The record is from RefSeq and is a predicted model, not a curated record. The transcript is spliced from 5 exons. Lineage: Eukaryota; Metazoa; Chordata; Actinopteri; Batrachoidiformes; Batrachoididae.
GAUGCGUCCAGUCCAUACGGAUUAAAAUAAAACCUCCAGUGUAAACAUUUGUAAAUACUUAUCACUGUUGCUAACACAGAGAAGCGACAUGGAUCUAGCAGCCAAACAUGGCCUGGUGCUGCUUAACCAGCUGAGGAACAUGAGAGAGUCUGAGCAUUUGACCGAUGUGGUGUUGGUUGCUGAGGGCAUCAGUUUCCCCUGUCACAGGGUUGUUUUAUCUGCCUUCAGCCCAUACUUUCGAGUUAUGUUCACGUGUGGCCUGCGUGAAUGCAACAACAGACAAAUAUUCCUGCAUGACACCCCCGCAGACAGCCUGGCUCUUCUGCUAAACUACAUAUACUGUUCCGAUCUUCCUCUCACCAACUCCAAUGUGCAAGGAAUCUCCAUUGCAGCCUUUCUGUUGCAGAUGGAUGAAGUUGUCACUCGCUGUCAGCAGUACAUGAUGGAGAACAUGGAUGCCUCCAACUGCCUUGGAGUCUAUUAUUUUGCCCGUGACCUUGGUGUAGAAGAUCUGGCUGACCAUGCUCAGCGCUUCCUGCGGCAGAAUUUUGUUCAAGUCUGUCAAAAUGAAGAGGUGCUAGAGCUCGAGGCCCAUCAGCUAGGAAAGCUCAUAACAUCUGAUGACCUCAAUGUUUCACGAGAGGAGACCAUUUUAGAUAUAGUCCUCCGCUGGGUCAAACACAGCACUCUGGUGGAUGGAGAGCUACGUAUAAGGCAUCUCCCAGAGCUUUUGAGGAAAGUCCGUUUGCCACUGAUAAGCUCUGACUAUUUAAAAGAGACGAUGAAGAGAAACACUGUCCUGCUAGCCGAUGCUGAAUGUCUGGAGAUGCUGAAUGAAGCUUUGCAGAUCACAGAGAUGCACCCAUCAGCUGCACCACGUAAACUAAAACUGCGUUAUGGCAUGGAGACCACAGAUCUGCUGCUCUGUAUUGGUAAUGACGGUGGUGGAAUCAGGUCACGAUAUGGCAACUAUGCAGAGCACAGUUUUUGCUAUUCUCCAUGCACAGGCCGCACCUACUACAUUACUUCACCUCGGUAUGGACAAGCUCUGGGGUACGUGUGUGCUGGUGUUGUAACUGAAGGAAAUGACAUUAUAGUGUCAGGAGAAGCAAGUGCGCGCAGAAUGGCCCGACAAAGAACAUGAAUUAUGCCUCUGGAUAUUGUAUUCACCAGGUACAAAGUAGAGUCUCAAGGCUCCUGGGAACACCUGACACCAGCAGAAUACAGAGAUUCUUACGCACUGGGAUCGGUGGGGGACACUCUGUACUUGCUGGGUGGACUUAUGAAGCUGAAGAACCAUUAUCUCAUCACUAACUCUGUGGAGCGAUUGUCUUUACAAGGCGGACCCUGGCGAACAGCAGCACCCCUCCCUAUGCCUUUAGCCUAUCAUAACGUGAUCAGACUGAAUGAUCGCCUGUACGUGAUAGGGGGGCGAACCCCACAGUCAUAUCGAGUGGACGAUGAGCCUGACCGUCUUAGCAACCGUCUUCUGGAGUAUGAUCCUACCACAAAUAGGUGGACAGAACUUGGGCCCAUGAAGUACUCGAAAUACCGCUGCAGUGCUGUGGUACUCAAUGGUGAAAUUUUUGUGAUGGGAGGCAUUGGCUGUGAAGGAGUGGAUCGUGGACAAUCACGUCACUGUCUUGACGCUGUGGAGAUUUACAAUCCAGAUGGAGAUUAUUGGAGGGAUGGACCCCCACUCCCAUGUGCACAACUGUCACUGCGCACCAAUGCUUCAAAUGCAGGCGUAGUGGGAGGAAAGCUUUAUGUUUGUGGAUACUACAAAGGAGCAGAUCGCCAUGAUGAUAUAACAAAGGACAUUUUGGAGCUGGACCCAUGGGAGAACCGGUGGACUGUUGUGUCUCGUCAUGCUCUAAUGCAUGACAACUAUGAUGUUUGCUUGGUGGCAAAACUCAACCCACGUGGACUAAUGUCACCACCUGCAGACUUAGUCAUCCUGUAAUCAAAUUAGUUUGAGAAAAAACAUGAACCAAAAACAUGCUUCAUGCAUUUAAAGCUGGGCCAAAAUCUUAGGUACGGUACGGUACCUUUAAAAAAAUGUGAUGGCUUUGUUAAAUCAAGAACAAAAAUUAUCUGUAAAUACAGUGUUCUUGAUUUAUCUUUUUGUGUAAAUGCUGCAGCAGUUUUAUAUCUGAAUCCUGCAGCUGUGUGACACGUGUGUGAUACCAGGAAACAAUUUGUACGAACAAAGAAAAAGUUGGUGACUGAAUCAAAAGAUGACAUAACCACAAUGGUAAUAAUAAUAAAAAGCAACCAUCUUUACAUCGAGCAGACAGACUGCAGCUGUAUCAUAACUAAAAUGUAAAUUUGGCACUUAAUAGUUGUAUGAUUGUGAAAAUAAGCAUUAAAAAUCUUUUGCUAAUAUUCAUGCACAUUCAAUAAAUGUUGAAUAUUCUAUUGUGGACUUU